UGCUUGCGAACCGCUUCCAGAUCUCACGUCUCCGAACUUACAAAUUAUAAAUUCGACGAAAAAGAUAGGAGGCGGAGACGAAGGGGAGAAGAGGGAGAGAAAAUAAGAAGAAAACGAAUUAUGGCUCAGCUGGUAAACAAGGCUAAGAAUUUCGUGGCGGAUAAGUUGGCGAGCGUGAAGAAGCCGGAGGCGGAGGUGAAAGAUGUGUCGUUCAAGGGGGUAACCCGGCAGUUCGCUACCUUCCACAGCACCGUUGCCAUUGCCAACCCCUACGACCAUGACAUCCCCAUUGGCAAGAUCUCCUAUUCCCUCAAGAGCGCCAAGAGGGAGAUUGCUUCAGGGGUGAUCCGUGACCCUGGUUCGAUCGUUGCGAACAAGUCAACGAACUUGGAGGUUCCUGUGAAUAUUCCCUAUGACGUCCUGCUGAGCUUAGCGAAGGAUGUUGGCAAGGAUUGGGACAUCGACUAUGAACUGCAUCUUGGGUUCUCUAUGCACCUCCCCAUUGUGGGGCACUUCACACUUCCCCUUACCAAUGCGGGAGAGAUCAAGCUUCCUACUCUGUCUGAUAUCUUUUAGCUCAUGCUCCCUGCAGAAUAAGUAUUGAGCUCCUUUGGAGAGCUCUGUAGUUGAUAAAGAUAGUUCUCUUGUUAGAACUUUUAAGGGACAAGUUGCUGAAUCCUUUGUUUUGUCUUUCAUAUGAUAAUGUCUGUAUCCUUCUACUGUUUUUAUAAAUUUUACUUUCUUUCUAA
Messenger RNA from Nymphaea colorata (pocket water lily), 749 nucleotides. RefSeq names its product late embryogenesis abundant protein Lea14-A-like. Lineage: Eukaryota; Viridiplantae; Streptophyta; Magnoliopsida; Nymphaeales; Nymphaeaceae. Gene Ontology annotation, biological process: response to desiccation. The record is from RefSeq and is a predicted model, not a curated record. The coding region runs from base 121 to 576 and encodes 151 amino acids. The transcript has 2 exons. Gene Ontology annotation, cellular component: cytosol.